This is a messenger RNA of Lytechinus variegatus (green sea urchin), 1522 nucleotides long. Its product is annotated as phospholipase A2-like. Gene Ontology annotation, molecular function: calcium ion binding; phospholipid binding. Bases 521 to 1225 code for a protein of 234 amino acids. The record is from RefSeq and is a predicted model, not a curated record. The transcript has 5 exons. Gene Ontology annotation, biological process: arachidonate secretion; phospholipid metabolic process; lipid catabolic process. Lineage: Eukaryota; Metazoa; Echinodermata; Echinoidea; Temnopleuroida; Toxopneustidae.
GAAUAAUCUCUCUUAAUUGUUAAUGAAUUGCUUAAAGUGUUGAAAAUGUCAAAACGAUUGUUUCUUGCCUCGAGGUAUAUCUCAAACCCUAACUCGACUCGGAGACAGGAACUUCAGGCAAUUAUGACGUUUCGCUGACGUCAUUUGCACACGGUUCUUGAUAAAAAACAGGAGGAGGCUUUCAUCACCGCAUGCGAUGAGUUAAGCGAGCAGGAGGCACAAGAUACCGCAUGAAAACAUCAUCAUGAACUCUCAAUGAAUCCAUGUCGUCACCCACGGAUUCCUUUAAACCAUUAAAUUCUAUAAUUAUCAUCUUGUACCGUGAACGGUUCCGCUGAAUAGGGUGAACUUUUUAAAAGACUGGUCCAUAUCUCUGUUGUGGAUCUGUAGGAACGCAUCUGAUCGCCGAGUAUCGAGAGAGUCUCUCACUGUCUCAGGAAACUUUCAGAGGGCGAGCUUGGACUGUACUGAACUCCUCUUCUUUGAUUCGAUCCUGAAAUAAUAUUUUUUUGACAAGAAAAUGACCACAGACAAGAGCAACUUUGCCAAGAUGACGGUUGAUAAGAAGUGGGUAAUAUGCAUUGCAUUUACAUCCCUACUUGUUGUUGCAGCAGUCGUCGUUCCAGUGGUAGUGAUGAUGAAGAAGCCAAACCCAGAGGCUAGCGGCGUGAAUGACCCCUACCUCUCAGUUGGACAAGGAGCAGCACUUACAGAAAAUCAGGAACAAGUAAUGAGGGUUCAAGAGAAUGAGAUGGGAGUGGCAGCCGCCCCUAACGGAGCAGCCAUGGCCCCUAGUGAGAUGGUCGUACAGUUUGGAGGUAUGGUGGAAUGUUUACUGAGAAGGGGUUCGCUUGCUUACAAUGGUUACGGAUGUUACUGCGGACUGGGAGGGAGCGGCAAGCCCCUUGAUGCCACCGAUAGGUGUUGCCAGCAGCAUGAUCGAUGUUACAGCAAACUGAAGAAACAGGGUAUCUGUAAAGGAGACAAGUCAGUCUAUAUCACAUGGUAUAAAUCUAAUAUGAACGAAUGCGACACACCCAACGCUAAGAUAUGGUGUGCCAACCACCAUCAAUACUCGUUCUUUGAUAGCAUGCUGGCUGGCAGGCAACCCCGAUGUGCAGCGGCUCUUUGUCACUGUGACCGUAACGCUGCCCUUUGCUUCUCCCGACAUAGCAACAGUUACAACCUUAACUAUGCAUCUUACAAGGCCAAGAACAGUUGUUAGAUUUGGCCAAUUUGAGAUUGAACAUUCCAUCCAUUUUUUAUAUGAUUUGCUGUGCCUUUUUCAUUGCUCGUCCAACUUCAUUACGAAUUAUUUUUUGUUAAUUCGAUGCAAUCAUCUGGCUGUUCCCAGAAUAAAAAGAAAAGAUGUAUAUUUAUAAUAUAUUAGAUGGCUCAGAAUGGCAUAGCAGAGAUAUUUCAAGUUAGGGGCAUGAAUCGGAGAUAAGAGCAAUAUUGGAACUCAGACGAGUGAUCAUCUUGCAUAAUAUGCACAAAAGUAGUACGGUACGACAUGUAAGUA